GACCACGCCCGCGAGCCUUAAGUUCCUCAGCCGCGGGUUCGCAGCCACUGUCAGCCCCGCCCGCAGUGCCUUCGGAUCGAGCGCUUCCUAGGCAGCCACCACUUGCCCGUCGUCGUCGGACACCGCCGCCCUCACUAGCGUGUUCUCCUGCGGUCCGGACACAUAGUAUGAUCUUUAAGUGUUUUGUCUCCCAGCCACUUUCUAUGGAAAAUCGAGGGGAUCAGGCCAUGGUAGCCACUGGCAGUUUUGAAGAAAGGGACACCUUUAGAGAAGCCUGAUCCUGGAGGCCUCAGUGUGAGACCUCAAAGCUCCGCGCCAGAUUCCGGCAGAGUUCCUCUGUCUCGUCUUGCUGAUCGAAGGCUCCCACUUCUCCGAUUUUUCUCCAUCUUCUGGGAGGUAGAAGGAGACCAGAAUCAUGGUUGGUUUCAAGGCCACAGAUGUGCCCCCGACAGCCACCGUAAAGUUCCUGGGAGCUGGGACAGCUGCCUGCAUUGCAGAUCUCAUCACAUUUCCUCUAGACACCGCCAAAGUCCGGCUGCAGAUCCAAGGAGAAAAUCAAGGGCUAGUGCGCACUGCAGCCAACGCCCAGUACCGUGGCGUGCUGGGCACCAUCCUAACCAUGGUGCGCACCGAGGGUCCACGCAGCCUCUACAAUGGGCUGGUCGCCGGCCUGCAACGCCAGAUGAGCUUUGCUUCGGUCCGCAUUGGCCUCUACGACUCUGUAAAGCAGUUCUACACCAAGGGCUCAGAACAUGCAGGCAUCGGGAGCCGCCUCCUGGCAGGUAGCACCACAGGUGCCCUAGCUGUCGCUGUGGCCCAACCUACAGAUGUGGUAAAGGUCCGCUUCCAGGCUCAGGCCCGGGCUGGCAGUGGUCGGAGAUACCAGAGCACCGUUGAAGCCUACAAGACCAUUGCACGAGAGGAGGGCAUCCAGGGCCUCUGGAAAGGGACCUCUCCCAAUGUUGCCCGUAAUGCCAUUGUCAACUGUGCUGAGCUAGUGACCUAUGACCUCAUCAAGGAUACUCUCCUGAAGGCCAACCUCAUGACAGAUGACCUCCCUUGCCACUUCACUUCCGCCUUCGGGGCGGGCUUCUGCACCACGGUCAUCGCCUCCCCCGUCGAUGUGGUCAAGACGAGAUAUAUGAACUCUGCCUUGGGCCAGUACCGCAGCGCAGGUCACUGUGCCCUUACCAUGCUCCGGAAGGAGGGACCCCGAGCCUUCUACAAGGGGUUCAUGCCUUCCUUCCUCCGCUUGGGGUCCUGGAACGUAGUGAUGUUUGUCACCUAUGAGCAGCUCAAAAGGGCUCUGAUGGCUGCCUACGGAUCCCGAGAGGCACCCUUUUGAGCCUCUUCCACUGAUGCUGGACCCUGCUUCCCUCUCUGCCCUGCCUUUUCCUCCAUCCUCUGCCCAGCCCCACACCUUUCCGGUCCCUCAUUUCCCUCACCCCUACUCCCUUCCCACAUCAUCUCCCUGUGCCCUAGUGCUGAUGGCCCCACAGUGAGAAGGCCUGGCACCAGUCAUUGAGCCCUUAGUCAUUUUAACAGUUAAACCCAAAUUUUUGCCUUCAUUCCCAACCCAGCUCAGCCAGCCUCCGCCCAUAAAGCAAGCUCAACGUU
This is a messenger RNA of Arvicola amphibius (Eurasian water vole), 1617 nucleotides long. Its product is annotated as mitochondrial uncoupling protein 2. Gene Ontology annotation, biological process: mitochondrial transport; adaptive thermogenesis; mitochondrial transmembrane transport. The coding region runs from base 416 to 1345 and encodes 309 amino acids. The transcript has 8 exons. Gene Ontology annotation, cellular component: mitochondrial membrane. Gene Ontology annotation, molecular function: oxidative phosphorylation uncoupler activity. NCBI's taxonomy places the organism in Eukaryota, Metazoa, Chordata, Mammalia, Rodentia, Cricetidae. The record is from RefSeq and is a predicted model, not a curated record.